AUGGACAACGAGUUCGUCAGCAAAUACAGAAGUAGAGUUCCCGAGUGGCUGCCCGAGUCGCCGCCUUCCGGGUUCCAUCGUUGGGAGCCUCAGUCAAAACCGACGUCUGGCAACACGUCGGACAAUGCAACCGACGACGAGCAUGCAGAAUCUCCAGAUUCCGCCUCAGACAAUCAGCACUUUUAUAAUCCCGUAAAUGACCCCUUGAAGAUCAACAACCUCCAUGGAAACAUCUUGCCGGCGUUGAGAGACACGUUGGGGUUAGAGUCGGUCAACAUACGGCAUGUUGUUCUUAUUCAGAUGGAAAGUAUGCGGCAGGAGCUGUUUCCCCUUCAAAAAGAAUCCAACUUUCACAAAAUGGUUUUGCAGUCACAUGAUGAGUCCAAGCAUGAUGAUGUGAAUCUUCAGCUGGCCCGCCUCACUGUGAACGCGGAAAGAGUAACCGGAAUGUCGGGAGAUUUUCAUACAGCUGACGGACGACGAAUUCCACCGGAAUCCAAGGAGUGGCACGACAGGACAGAAGCUGGCUUAGGGGGCUUGAAUGUCAUCGGCACGCACACUACUUGCAGCUCGUCCAUUAAGAGCCUGGCGGCGAUACAUUGCGGCGUUUGGCCCAUGCCCGUCGACUGGUGCGAAGAAUCCAAGCUCCAGAGCUAUCAGCCUUGCUUGCCGCAUAUCUUCAAGUUACUUAAUAUGCUAAAGAAUGAAACACUCAACGCCUCAGACUAUCGUGACCAUAAAUGGUAUCCUGCCUUUUUUCAGUCCAUCAACGAUGAGUUUGACGACCAAAAAAACAUGGAUGAGAUGAUUGGAUUCGAGCACAUCGUGACUAGACGGCAAGUCGAUGACCAAGUUGCAAACAGCGGGGUGGAUGAGGAAGAGGUCAACUACUUUGGAUAUGCUGAAACGGCGAUAAAGUCUCAUAUUAAGGACUACAUGAAGAAGGCAAUAGACAGCAAUCAGCGAAUGUUUCUCUCUCAUUUCACCAGCACGACACAUCAUCCGUGGAGCGUCCCGUCGUGGUUCGACAAGACGGAAUACAUGGGUAGUGCGCGCGGGGGACUUACGACUUCGCAUGAAGACAUGAACAACUACCUGAACACGAUCCGCUGGAACGACGCCUGGGUAGGCGAGGUGAUGCAACUGCUCGACGACUUUGAAAUCUCAAACGAGACGUUGGUCGUCUUUGUGGGAGACCACGGGCAGGCGUUUAGAGAGGAUGCCAAAGCCAGCGGCACGUACCAGAACGGCCAUAUCAGCAAUUUCCGCGUGCCUCUGGCAUUCAGGCAUCCGCGAAUCCCCCGUGUUCAACUUACCGUGAACUCAACCUCAAUCAACAUCUUGCCUACAGUACUUGAUCUCUUGAUCAGUAGCGGGUCGCUGAAUGCGCGUGAUACCGAUGCAGCGUCGGACAUUAUCCAAGAUUACGAGGGGCAGUCACUAAUCCGUCCCUUUGAAGCCACGCAUCGCGGCCGCCGUGCUUGGAACUUUGGCAUUGUCAAUCCAGGCGGUCGCUUCCUUGCCAUGACGUCGGCCGAUGUGCCCUGGCGGCUUGUUCUCCCUUGGGACGACAGUGCGGAAUACGUCUUCACGAACCUUGAGAAGGACCCGCUAGAACUAGACGGCAUCUUGAAUUGGUCUCUGGAAGUCCUUGUGUCGGAUGUUGAGCGACAUCUUGGCGCGGAUGCGGCCACAUGGGUGCGUGAGGCAGCAUCGGUUGCCCGCUGGUGGGGGAUGGAACGUAAACGACUCUGGAAAUACCACUGA
Metarhizium robertsii ARSEF 23 is the source of this 1767-nucleotide messenger RNA. Its product is annotated as sulfatase domain-containing protein. The transcript has a single exon. Bases 1 to 1767 code for a protein of 588 amino acids. Lineage: Eukaryota; Fungi; Ascomycota; Sordariomycetes; Hypocreales; Clavicipitaceae. The record is from RefSeq and is a predicted model, not a curated record.